UUAUGCUGACCUAGAUCACGUGAUCCGCUCCAUGCUGACUGGGGUGGGUGCAUGGAGGGGACGUGAAAACUGUGAACAACAAAUUUCCAGACGUUUUCCUGUCAGAAACAGCCCGCUUCCAGACGUAGCUGCCAGCUUUUCGGCUUUCUAGGACUCUCUAGGAUCUCACCAUGGCGAGCGUUUCCUACCAUAUCUCCAGCUUGCUGGAGAAAAUGACAUCCAGUGACAAGGAUUUCCGGUUCAUGGCCACCAACGACCUGAUGACAGAGCUGCAGAAGGACUCCAUUAAACUGGACGAUGACUCUGAGAGGAAGGUGGUGAAGAUGCUGCUGAAGCUUCUUGAAGACAAGAAUGGAGAAGUGCAGAACCUGGCGGUCAAGUGUCUCGGGCCACUGGUCAACAAGGUCAAAGAGUAUCAGGUAGAGACAAUUGUGGACACGCUGUGUUCUAACAUGGUGUCGGAUAAGGAACAGUUACGCGACAUCUCCAGCAUCGGACUGAAGACGGUAAUCAGCGAGCUGCCGCCCUCCUCCAACGCACUGGCAGCCUCCAUCUGUAAACGCAUCACAGGCCGGCUGACCAGCGCCAUAGCAAAGCAGGAGGACGUGUCUGUCCAGCUGGAGGCUCUGGACAUCCUGGGGGACCUGCUCAGCCGCUUCGGCAGCCUGCUGGUCAGCUUCCACCCCUCCAUCCAGGCCUGCCUCCUGCCACAGCUCACCAGUCCCAGGCUGGCCGUCAGGAAGAGAGCCAUCAUCGCUAUCAGUUACCUUGUGCUAAGCUCCAAUAACCAGCUGUUUAUGGAGCUGAUGGACCACCUGCUGACGGAGCUGGGGAAGAACAGCUCCACGUCCACGACUCGCACGUACAUCCAGUGUACCGGCGCGAUCAGCCGCGCCGCCGGGCACCGCGUGGGCGAACACCUGGAGCGCAUCAUCCCGCUCAUCGUCAAGUUCUGCCAGGUAGAGGAUGAUGACGAGCUGCGUGAGUACUGUAUCCAGGCGUUCGAGUCGUUUGUGCGGCGCUGUCCGAAGGAAGUCUCGCCCCACGUGCCGACCAUCAUCGCGCUCUGCCUACAGUACAUCUGCUAUGAUCCCAACUACAACUACGAGAGCGACGAAGAGGAUGCGAUGGAUGCUGAGGAUGAGGAUGAGGAGGGGGAGAGCGAUGAUGAGUACAGCGACGAUGACGACAUGUCCUGGAAGGUCCGCCGCGCCUCCGCCAAGUGUCUGGACGCCAUCUUGGGUUCCCGGCGCGAGAUGGUCGGAGAGUUCUACAAGACCGUGUCUCCAGCUCUCAUUGCCAGGUUCAAGGAGCGAGAGGAGAACGUGAAGUCUGACAUUUUCCACGCCUACAUCACCCUGCUGAAGUCCACCAAACCUGCCGCGCUCACCACAGUCGACCCUGAUGCCAUGGACCAGGAGGAGGGGCCCAUCGCCAUGUUGCAGUCCCAGGUCCCCAGCAUCAUCAAGGCUCUGCACAGGCAGCUGAAGGAGAAGAGCAUCAAGACUAGACAGGGGUGCUUCGCUCUGCUGACCGAGCUUGUGUCGGUUCUUCCCGGCGCACUGAGCGACCACAUUCCCGCGCUGAUCCCCGGGAUCCAGUUCUCGCUCUCCGACAAGAACACCAGCUCCAACAUGAAGAUCGACACGCUGGCGUUCCUGAACUGCCUGUUGACACACCACCCGCCACAGGUCUUCCACCCGCACAUCCCAAUACUGGUCCCCCUAGUGGUACAUGCCGUUGCCGACCCAUUCUACAAGAUCACGUCAGAAGCCCUGCUGGUGACACAGAACAUCGUGAAGGUGAUCCGCCCGCUGGACAGUCCCACGCAGUACGACUUCCGGCCGUACGUCGGGGACCUGUACAAGUCAACACUGAACAGGCUGAUGGCAGCAGACAUAGACCAGGAAGUGAAGGAGCGUGCCAUCACCUGUAUGGGUCAGAUCAUCUGUAACCUUGGCGACAACCUCACUACGGAGCUGCAGACGUGCCUCCCCAUCUUCCUGGACCGCCUCCGCAACGAGAUCACGCGUCUCACGGCAGUCAAGGCGCUCACGAUGAUCGCAGGUUCGCCACUGAAGAUUGACCUCCGACCCAUCCUUGGUGAGGCGAUGCCCAUCCUGGCGUCGUUCCUGCGUAAGAACCACCGGGCGCUGAGGCUGAGCACGCUCACCACGCUCGACGUCCUCAUCACAAACUAUGGCAACGCCAUCACACAGGACAUGCUCAACGGAGUUCUGGCAGAGGUUCCACCGCUCAUCAGCGAGAACGACCUUCACGUGUCCCAGCUCACCAUCAACCUGCUGACCUCCAUGUCACGGGUUCAUAGGUCAUCCCUCGCCAAGAUCGGAGAGUCCAUCCUCCCCGAGCUGUUCGUGUUGGUGCGAUCACCGCUGCUACAAGGUGCUGCGCUGACGGCGAUGCUUGACUUUUUCCAAGCCCUGGUGUCCUCAGGAACCCCAAAGAUGGGUUUCCGAGAUCUUCUGCAGUACCUGACAACCCCCAUAUACAGCCCCACGCCCAGCACGCAGCCCCCUAACGCAACCUUCGCUGUUCACAAGCAGGCCUUUCACUCCAUCGCUAAGUGCGUCGCCGCUCUCACGAUCACUUGCGCUCACGAGGGCGCCGGGGUCGUGAACCAGUUCGUCAACGACGUCAAGAACCCCAAAUCCACGGACUCGAUCCACUUAUUCUCCCUUCUCGCGCUCGGCGAGAUCGGAAAGCACGUCGAUCUAAGCAACCAAUCGGAGCUGAUGGGCGUGAUACUGGACUCGUUUUCCUCCCACAGCGAGGAAGUUAAGUCAGCUGCCUCGUACGCUCUAGGUAACGUUAGCAUCGGCAACCUGCCGAAGUAUCUCCCCUUCGUUCUACAAGAGAUCGAGGGCCAGCCGCGGCGGCAGUACCUCCUCCUCCACUCCCUGAAGGAGAUCCUCUCCUGCCAGGCUACGAGCCCGUCGGGCGUCGAGGCGCUCAAGCCCUUCAUCGGCAACAUCUGGUCGAUGCUGUUCAAGCACUGCGAGUGCGCGGAGGAGGGCACGCGGAAUGUGGUGGCGGAAUGCCUCGGGAAGCUCACGCUCAUGGAUCCGGUCGCGCUGCUCCCCAAGCUGAAGGGGUACCUGGACUCGGGGUCGGGUUACACGCGUUCCACGGUCGUCACGGCGAUCAAGUUCACCAUAUCGGACCAGCCGCAGUCCAUCGACUCGCUGCUGAGGGGCUGCAUCGGAGACUUCCUGAAGACGCUGCAGGACCCUGACCUGAACGUGAGAAGGGUAUCGCUGGUCGCCUUCAACUCAGCAGCUCACAACAAGCCGUCUCUGAUCCGUGACCUGUUGGACCAUGUCCUGCCCCACCUGUACAACGAGACGAAGGUGCGUAAGGAGUUGAUCAGGGAGGUGGAGAUGGGGCCCUUCAAGCACACGGUGGACGAUGGACUGGACAUUAGGAAAGCAGCGUUUGAGUGCAUGUACACCCUGCUGGACUCCUGUUUGGACCGGCUGGACAUUUUUGAGUUCCUGAAUCAUGUGGAAGAUGGACUGAAGGACCAUUACGACAUCAAGAUGCUCACUUAUCUCAUGCUGGUGCGGUUAUCCACCUUGUGUCCCCAUGCGGUACUGCAGCGGCUUGACCGGCUCAUCGAGCCCCUCCGCGCGACCUGCACCACCAAGGUCAAGGCCAACUCCGUCAAGCAGGAGUUCGAGAAGCAGGACGAGCUGAAGCGGUCCGCCAUGCGCGCCGUCGCCGCCCUGCUAGCCAUCCCCGAUGCGGACAAGAGCCCCCUGAUGAUGGACUUUCUGUCUCAGAUCCGCGCCAGUCCCGAGAUGGCCACCAUGUUCGAUAGUAUCCAAAAGGACGCCAGCUCCUCCAGCAUAGAGACCAUGGACACCAGUUAGAUGUGGAGACGCUGGCUUUUUUUUUCAUUUGUACGCGAAAAUGUGCAUUACUUGACUGAAGUUCAUCUGUGUUGGUAGAAGUCAUUCUUGAAGUAGUUGAAGUGUAAUUUCCAGCACAAAUAUUGGGCUCACCCAACUUUUCAACUGAACAGCUCCAGUCUUUGUCUACAACAAAGACUGGAGCUGUUCAGUCAAAAAUUUGCAAACACUGUUCAGGGGAAAAGUUGGGUGAGUUCAAUUUUUGUGUUGGCUAUCAGAGUUCAACUACUUCAAGAAUGUGCAUUACUCUUGUAAGAUUUAAAAUAAUUCCUAAACUCGGACCCUUCUAGGAUGACAAUGUUUAGUUCUUUGUACCCAAGCAAGGAGUUGAUACCUGACUGAUGUUUCGGUAUCUACCUGGUUUUGCACAAAGAACCUUAUUGUCCUGGAAUUUGCCAACCUGAUGAAACUUUUCAAGGUUGAAUUCAUGUAGGAAAGAUGUUUCGUAGGAGUCUUUGUACAGAAAAUGUACAUUUUUACUUCAGGCUAUGCCAACAACAUUGUGUGUUUCUUGGAAUUUAAAAGGUGAAAAAUGCUAAGAUGAAGCGUGUACGUACAUAUAACGAACCACUGAGUCCUUUGAAACAAGUAUGUUUAACUUUUCAUUAAACUUUUUGCUUUAUGGUGUCUAGGAAACAUUUAAUUUUGUUGGCAUGGCCUUAGUUGAAAAUGUGCGUCAUUUGUGCAAGAUUCCUGAAUUUAAACCCUUGUUGGAAACUGUUGUGACUUGUUUGAAGCUGAUUGCACGAGGAAUCAGCUUUCAGAAAUCAAAGUUUACGAGGACCUCAGUCGUUAACACAGAUAUAGGAGGAGUCUGUUUAUAGUGAUAGUUUGGUGGGAUCGAGGGAAGUAAAAAGAAAAUUGUAAAUUUUUCAUGAGGUGUAACUUUGGUGGACACACACAGCAGCUGUAGAAGUAAGCGUUUGAUGAAAUCUACAUGUAAGUAGCAUGUUCAAAUGUAUUUUCACCGAUGAAGCUGAACGUUUCUUGCUUAAAGCAAUGUCUGAGAUUUGAAUAUUACAUUUCGCCGCCACACGUGUAGAUGUGGAGAAAAACUGUUGUAUCACUCUGAAGUUCAGGCUUGUACUGGCAACUGAUGUUUGACAAAAAUGUAUUGCUCAGAAAUCCUCCACAUGCAAUGAAAUAGGUGGGACCUGACAUGGAAAAUAUUAAAAAUUUCAGUAUACCUUACCAUAUAACUAUAGACAAGAGUUGUACAUGGUAAGAUUUUUUCUAACUGGGGUGUAGAAAGCACUUUAGAGCUUGCAAAAGCAUUGUUGAAGUUGUCCCUCUUGUAAGACAGAUGUCAGACUUACUGUAGAUGAAACGCAUGCAUUAAAACCUGUCAGAUUGCCUAA
Molecule: messenger RNA, 5287 nt
Organism: Branchiostoma floridae (Florida lancelet)
Lineage: Eukaryota; Metazoa; Chordata; Leptocardii; Amphioxiformes; Branchiostomatidae
Product: cullin-associated NEDD8-dissociated protein 1-like
Exons: 19
Coding region: 171-3890 (1239 amino acids)
Biological process (GO): protein ubiquitination; SCF complex assembly
Cellular component (GO): nucleus
Source: RefSeq, a predicted model, not a curated record